CUUCAAUUCUGGCUCUAGCUACUCUCAACACCUCUUACUUCAGAAUAGUCACGCUUCCCAGUCUCCAAUUACAACCAUGUCAACUUAGAAGUCGAUAAAUUAAUUAGGGGAGAACUCUCUGAGAUCCGAGCAAUCACCCAAAAAACCAUGGAACAACCCAGGACAACAUCCACUGAUUCCCAACCAAAUUCUUUUACAAAGUUCCGUGCUUCUUCUUCUUCUUCUACCUCAAGACGGAGACCUCCCGGCCCUAGACAACCCAGUGAUGACUCUGAGCCGUCCUUGAACAUCGACGGUGAGCCCGCUUCCAACGUUUCCAUAACUAACAGACCUGGUGACAGUGUUUUGCAACCAACGUCAUCAUCUCUAGUCUCUUCAAAGCCUGCAAGGGACAUCUUACGUGCAGCUGAAGAAGAACACACGGUUGCUGCUUCUACAAAGAUUCAGCGGCAAAGCAUGAUCACUGAAGCAAAAACGGAUAUUGAGUCCCCACUUGAACGUUUAAAGAAAUUGUCGGAAAUGGAAGCAGAAAGUAAUGUUGUUGUAGAAAUUGCUUAUAUUGUUAAUUCCUUGAAAGCCUCAUCUUCUUCAAAAGGUAUUCCGGAAGAGAUAAUUAAAAAGUGCCAAGAAGGAGAAAUGAGCCUGCGACAAGGUUUGAUGUUAGCCAAGAAAGCGCAAGAACUGCUGCGAUCUGCUCUUGAUGAAGGGCUUUUCUCUGCCUGAAUAAAUUCUGCUCAUAAAAUUUUCAUAUUCACUUGUGAUUGCAUAUGCUUGUGCCCUUUUGCGAAAGCCAAAAUGGAUUGUUUGUUGUAUUACUUUCCUUUCUCUAUCUUACUUAAUUUCAAGGAUAGUAUCACUGCUUAAAUUUC
Messenger RNA from Populus nigra (black poplar), 869 nucleotides. RefSeq lists its product as uncharacterized. Lineage: Eukaryota; Viridiplantae; Streptophyta; Magnoliopsida; Malpighiales; Salicaceae. The record is from RefSeq and is a predicted model, not a curated record. The coding region runs from base 148 to 723 and encodes 191 amino acids. The transcript has 2 exons.